ACUGACCUGGCAGUGAGUUGUUCAAAGUUCAAUGCGUUUGCUGUUUUUAUUUUGACAUAAAAUAUUGCCAGAACUUUGUCUCUUGUUGUUUUUUAUCAUCGAUUAUCAUGCAAAGAUUGCUACGAGUGCCUAAAGUAUUUUGUUCGGCCUUUCCCAAAAGACUUGACGUAUGCCAUGGAACGAUUUGUCCAUUUUCUGCCACGGCUAUUGACAGAAAUCUCAACCCAAAGGAACUGCGAGAUUCGUGGGGAAAAUCAAGUUUUGAUAUUGGGGAAAUGAAGUAUGCUUUAGACCACGACAACCAUGAAAUGCGCGACAGUUGCAGAGAGUUUUUGUCGGGCGAUCUAAUGAAACCAAAGUACAACAUAUCAAUUGAUGAAGAAAGAGUGCUUGCCUUGCAGAGACUUAAAGCCAUUUGUGACAAUAAUUAUAUCUCUGUCCUUGAUUUUCGGGACAACCCUCUCCGAAUAUUUGCAGCUCAUGAACUGUCAGCAGUUGUAGACCCUGCCAUGACAACCAAAAUGACAGUUCAAUUCAAUUUAUUUGGUGGAACUGUCUUUAAACUGGGAACUGAUCGACAUCAUACAAAAUUACUACCCGGUAUUGACUCAUUAAAGGAUGUUGGCUGCUUUGGUUUGACUGAACUUGGAUAUGGAAACAAUGCUGUUGAAAUGGAGACAACAGCAAUGUAUGAUAAAGCCACUCAGGAAUUUAUAAUUAAUACACCAACAACUCUUGCUCAGAAAUACUGGAUUACAAAUGGUGCGCUUCAUGCUCAACAUUGCAUUGUGUUUGCUCAAUUGAUUGUUGAUGGUCAAAGUCAUGGUAUUCAUGGUGUAUUGGUUAAAAUUCGUGAUAAUGAUCUUAAGGUAAUGCCAGGAGUACGUGUAGAGGAUAUGGGGCAUAAAAUGGGGUUAAACGGUGUGGAUAAUGCAAAACUGUUUUUUGAAAACGUUCGAGUUCCACGUGAAAAUCUUUUAAAUCGUUACUCUGACGUCGGUGAGGAUGGCGUGUUCAAAUCGACCAUUGAAGGUAACCGUGCCCGAUUUUUGACUGUCGCUGACCAGCUGCUCUCUGGGCGCAUAUGCAUUGCGAGUAUGUGUCAAGGAGCUGCAAAAGCUUCAUUGACUAUUGCCACGCGAUAUGCGUCAACUCGUCUUACAGUCGGCCCACGAGGAAAGUCUGACACCCCCAUUUUAAACUACCAACUACAGCAACGUGCACUUCUUCCGCUUUUUGCAAGAACUUAUGGCAUCAACUUUGCUUUGGAUCACGUCAAAGACCGCUGGGCAAAUCAGAAUCCCGACGGUUCAGAACAUGCAGAAAUUGUCACGAUGUGUUGCGUCAUCAAACCACUUGGCUCGUGGAACAUUGGUGAAGUCGUAUCUGUAGCACGUGAACGCUGUGGGGGACAAGGUUACCUCUCUUGUAACCGAUUUGGCACGUUCCUUGGCAAUGCUCAUGCAGCAAUGACCGCUGAAGGUGAUAACAGUGUGCUCAUGCAGAAAGUUGCCAAAGAGAGAUUGGCCGUAUUUAAACCUCAAACACUGGGAAAGAGUGUGGAUGUAAAUCUGAAAGAUACAGGUUGUCUUCACUUUCUGCUCCAAAAGAGAGAGGAUUUACUUUUUAUGCAGUUGGGGAAGGCCCUGCAAGCCGCAGGCAAAGAAGGUCUCUUCGAAACGUGGAUGUAUAAAACAAGUGAUAUCAUUCAGUCAGCAGCCAGAGCCUUUGGAGAGAGAUUGAUAAGUGAAAGAUUUAUGGCCAUCACUGCUGAGGCAAGUGAGAAAAAUAAGGGCAUAUUAAAUCUUCUUCAUCGACUAUAUAUUGUUGAUAUACUGGAAAAAGAUCUUGGUUGGUGUCUACUAGCUCAAAUCCUCCCACCUGCUGAGGCGGCAAAAGUGAGCGAAGAAGCUGCUGACCUAUGUGCACAACUGGCUCCCGAUGCUCUUGCACUCUGCGAUGCAUUUGCUCUUACUGAUGAAAUGUUAUCCGCUCCAAUUGCGAGAGACUGGAUCGAGUAUAAUGUUCAUGAUAACUUGGGUGAAUUAUUGUGAACGACGAUAAGAUAUAUUUAAUAAAUUUUCUUUUUGUUUGUGGUAAAACAGUUUGCUUUAGAACUUGGUUUUGGCAUUUUUUGUGUCUAUCAAAUGCAUUCUAAGCACUCAACUGAAUCUUGUUAGUUGUAUAUUUAGAAACAUUAAUAUGUUUUAAUAUAUUAUCCACUGUUGUCUUGGCGAUAACAAAUUUUCACAUAAUUUACGUAAUUGAAAUAUAUAUUUCUAUUGUUUGUGAUAACUAUAGGUACAUGUGAAAUUCAUCUUCAUUCCCUUUAGCACUUGCUUCUUUUCUAAAUUAAUAAAUAAUAUUUGUUGGCUAUAA
This is a messenger RNA of Xenia sp. Carnegie-2017, 2379 nucleotides long. Its product is annotated as acyl-coenzyme A oxidase 3, peroxisomal-like. The record is from RefSeq and is a predicted model, not a curated record. Gene Ontology annotation, biological process: fatty acid beta-oxidation using acyl-CoA oxidase; lipid homeostasis. Gene Ontology annotation, cellular component: peroxisome. Lineage: Eukaryota; Metazoa; Cnidaria; Anthozoa; Malacalcyonacea; Xeniidae. Bases 108 to 2054 code for a protein of 648 amino acids. Gene Ontology annotation, molecular function: fatty acid binding; acyl-CoA oxidase activity; FAD binding. The transcript is spliced from 6 exons.